Prunus armeniaca (apricot) is the source of this 153-nucleotide messenger RNA. Lineage: Eukaryota; Viridiplantae; Streptophyta; Magnoliopsida; Rosales; Rosaceae. The record is from the annotation of a GenBank genome assembly.
AUGAAACCGAGUAUAGCCAGAGAAGUAAGGACAAGGAGUUCUUCGGGUUACGUGGCUCUUUGGAUCAAGUUUGAAGAUGUUGAUUGUAAGCUACACCAACUUGCCAGUAAGCUGCAGCUUGGCCAAGGUGCUCCUUCAUUCUUUGGGACUUGA